This is a messenger RNA of Triticum turgidum subsp. durum (durum wheat), 1251 nucleotides long. NCBI's taxonomy places the organism in Eukaryota, Viridiplantae, Streptophyta, Magnoliopsida, Poales, Poaceae. The record is from the annotation of a GenBank genome assembly.
AUGGUUCCAUCAAUGGCGAGGAAGCGCAAGGCAUCCGACUCCGACGACGUCUCUGACACUGACAUCGACGCCGGCAUACCUCUAUCACUAGCUUCGACGGACGCGUGGACGACGUCCACGGUUGCGGCUGCGACGGCGGCGAGGCAGCAGCAGCGGGGUAGGAAGCGGUUCGUGGGCGUGCGGCAGCGGCCGUCCGGCCGGUGGGUGGCGGAGAUCAAGGACACGAUCCAGAAGAUCCGCGUGUGGCUCGGCACCUUCGACACCGCCGAGGAGGCCGCCCGCGCCUACGACGAGGCUGCCUGCCUCCUCCGUGGCGCCAACACCCGCACCAACUUCUGGCCCCGCCCCUCGCCGCCCGCCGCCUUGCAGCCGCCGCCGCCGGCUAUGUUGUCGAUGCAGGCGCCGGCGUUGCCUUCCAAGGUCUCCAACCUCCUCCUCCUCCGCCUCAAGGCCCGCAACCAGCAGCUCCUCCUCAACGACGCCACGGCGCCGCAAGAGGCUGCACUGCUGCAGCAGCAGAUGCAGAAGCAGAUGUCCUCGUCGACGUCGUCGUGCCAAGAAUCAUACAUCCAUGGCCGUGACGACGAGUACUGCUUCCAGGUAGACGACUUUCUGAGCGAGGAGUGCAACAACUCGCCAGAAAUGGAGGAGGAAGAAGAAGAGGUGGAGGAAGAAGAAGAGGCGGAAGAGGAGGAGGAGCUGGACUUCCAGUUCAUGGAUAAGUCGACGGUGGCGGGAGAUGAGGACGCCGGGCUCUGCUCCCCGUUCGAGAUGGUCGCCGCAGAGCUCGGCGGCUCGGCGCCGGUGGAGGCUAACGACGUGGACGGCGAGCCUGCGACGGCGGUGCAGGAGGCGAUGAGGAGGAUGGACUACGAGAGGAAGGUGUCCGCAUCGUUCUACGCGCUCAGCGGUGUGUCUGAGUGCCUUAGGAUGCGCCUCGGCGGCGCCUCCGCCGCGCACGACCAGCUCUCCGGCCUGCGCAAGGCGUGCCGCAAGAAGCAGAGGGUGGCGAUGCAGCAGCCAGCAUCGGAGCAAUCCUCGGGAUCAGCAGCUGCUGCUGCUGCUGAUCAUGGCACGGAGGAGGAUGGUAAAGCUUACGUGCAAGAGGAGUGUUCAGGCAGCAGCAGCGGCAGCAGCAGCCUCACAGAGGCGGCGAGCUCGUCGUCACCGGAGGCGGCGAACGUCAGCAGCGACGGCGACGUGCUGCUGUGGAGCUCCCUGGAUCUGGCGCCCAUCUGCUACAUGGCAUAG